AUGAGGGUUAGUGAAUUGAUAGAUCCCAUAACAAAAGAUUGGGAUGUGGGGAAGCUAACUCGUUGCUUUAUGGAGAGAGAUGUUGGUCUGAUACGUAAAAUACCUGUAGCUCCAACUUUCACUGAUAGUUGGUGUUGGCGAGAUGACACAAAUGGCCAGUAUCAAGUAAGACAUGGAUAUAAGUUGAUGGUUUCAGUUCAGGACUCUGGACAUCCUGUCAGCUUUGCUUGGAAGGAUCUAUGGAGACUUAAGAUUCCACCAAAUAUCUUAAACUUUGUAUGGAGAUGCAUUCAUGGUGUUUUACCGACUAUGGUAACCUUAGCUUCAAGAAGAGUGGAUGUGGAUACAAUGUGCCAUCUCUGUAAACAGCAUCCGGAGACAUUGCGCCACUUGUUUCUUGACUGUAUACACGUACAGGCUUUGUGGGAUUCUGCCCCGCUCAUGCAAAUCGCAAGUGAUGAUGAUUUUGUUGAUUGCUUCUCUAAAUGGCUAGCAAUGGCUGAUGGGCAGAUUGUCAAGAGUUGCAUUGCUGCUUGUUGGAUAAUUUGGAAACACAGUAAUGCUCUAGUGUGGAAUAGUAAGGUAUGGCUGCUUUCAUCUCUCAAGCAUGAUAUUACACAUACGUUAAUUGCAUGGGAGGAAGGUUUGGAGCAUGCUGUGCCACCUUUAUCGGCAAUGACAACCGUUGACAGCCACCUAUGCGAGGAACAGGGUACCGUUUGUAUUUUCGUCGAUGCGUCGGUGUUUCAUGAUUCAGGUGACGGUUUCUUCAGGGCCAUAAUAAAGGAUAACGCUGGCGCUUACUUGGCGGCUAAAAAUGGUCCACUUAGAUGCAUAGGGGAUGCCUUUUUGGGUGAAGCAAUGACGGUGAAGGAAGCACUUUCCUGGGCUAAAGAGAGAGGUGACAAUAAGGUGAUUAUCUAUUCUGAUUGCCAAAUAGUUUGCAGAUGGUUUUCUGGUAUGACACGUGAUCUAUCGUAA
Messenger RNA from Ipomoea nil (Japanese morning glory), 981 nucleotides. RefSeq lists its product as uncharacterized. The record is from RefSeq and is a predicted model, not a curated record. Gene Ontology annotation, molecular function: RNA-DNA hybrid ribonuclease activity; nucleic acid binding. Bases 1 to 981 code for a protein of 326 amino acids. The transcript has a single exon. Lineage: Eukaryota; Viridiplantae; Streptophyta; Magnoliopsida; Solanales; Convolvulaceae.